This is a messenger RNA of Frieseomelitta varia, 3146 nucleotides long. RefSeq names its product neurotrophin 1 (gene NT1). The transcript has 10 exons. NCBI's taxonomy places the organism in Eukaryota, Metazoa, Arthropoda, Insecta, Hymenoptera, Apidae. Bases 651 to 2333 code for a protein of 560 amino acids. The record is from RefSeq and is a predicted model, not a curated record. Gene Ontology annotation, cellular component: extracellular region. Gene Ontology annotation, biological process: innate immune response; central nervous system formation; regulation of Toll signaling pathway. Gene Ontology annotation, molecular function: Toll binding; growth factor activity.
CGAUCGUGCGAGAUCCACGAUUUCAUUAGCCGGCCGCGAAGGUUAGAACGUUAGAAACGAAUGGAAACUUUCCUUCGUUCCUCCAUGCCGUAGGAAAAUCCGUGCACGCGGCUGCACACGCGAGCAGUUCCGUUUUGCUCGGAACUAAUCACGGAUUGGAAACAGCUCGUGACUUUCACCGGUGCACGCGAGUCGCGUCUGUGCGCGAGUGUGCGCGCGUUUUUCUUUAAUCGUUUCUCAACGUCGGCGUUUCUGAUAGAUCACGUGAUUUCACCGAGGCGACACGUGGCCCGUGAUCGUUAAAUCCGCUCGGCGAAGCUUCCACGACGAUUUCACGACGUUACGCACUUUAUAACGCCACUUCCGCCGCGAGCAUAAACGAAAUUAACGUUUCUCCGUGGCUCGCGCUUCCACCGGUGCGUCAAAGGAGAUCUCUUCCGUGAUAGUCGGACGCACCGCUCGCGAGUACGUUUCCCCUACGCGAUCAAUUCCCGCCGGGUUAUAAUAGAAGAAUCGCGCUAUUGUGUCUGUCGGGAAAUUCUAUAUGUUGUUACGAUUCCAAGAGGGAAAGGAUUUUGUUUGGAAUAAAAAGAUCGCCCGGCUAGAUAAAUUGUGUUGUAUCAGCGAGAAACGGGGGAAAAAAGGAAGGAAUGAUAGUAGUUGUGCUACUGUCCUCGAUCGACGUCAACGCCGAGAAGGAUUCGAAAGACGACGUGGACCUCAACGAACGUAAGGAAAGCAACGAGACGACCGUCGUCACAUCUAUUAAGAUCAACGACGACUCGUUUAGAAACAGAACGAAUAAAAUAUGGGAGAACCAAUUGGGAAAAAUUCGUGCGCUAUUGAAUAAUGGAAGUCGACAGAACGUCAGCAGGGAACUUAUGCUACCUAAAAGCGUGGACAUCGCGAAAGUUAUAUCCGACGAUGCCACUGGCGAUGAGGAAGGGUUGGAAGAAUUGCCCGAGCCUCAAGAACUGAAAAUCAUAAGGCCCAGUCUGCGGAAACGGCCUGGUUAUCGACCACCUCAAAGAAGACCAAGUUCCCUAAAUCGAAGAAAUGUCUAUGCAGAUCUGUCGAGAACGCCGCUAAUCCGACCACCCAGACGACCCACGGAAGUAAAACGGGAUCCAACAGAGAAAGAAUGUACUUUCUUCACAAAGACGGUUUGCCUCGAAGCAGCUGAUUAUCCACACGACGCGAUUGCGAGGAGUUUGCGAAGUAACAAGGAGAUGGUCACUGCUCUGUUGACCGAUUACAAGUCACAGGAUUUUGACGACUCUGGCGAAAGUCCUCCGCCGAUUGCAUUGCCUCUUGAGAACAAGUACGAGAAUCGAUACGAGAGCAAUGAGAUUAGGAGGAGAUCCGAUAUGAGCUCAUCGUUCGAAAAUGUCGAAGAAGGUUUCACGUGUCCAUCUGUUAUCAAGUAUGCACGGCCACAAUUGGCUAGAGCCGCUUCUGGUAUCUGGAAAUACAUAAUAAACACCGGCGAGCACACGCAAACUCUACGAUUAGAGAAAUGCACAAACCCGCAGGCGAGUUGUUCCUUCAUAUCGGAGAAUUAUCGAUCCUCCUGCAUGCAAGUGUACAAUUACCACAGGCUAUUAGCGUGGGACAACAAACUGGGCCUUCACAUGGAUAUUUUCAAAGUACCAUCCUGCUGUAGUUGUCACGUGCACGGUUACGCCGAGAUUUUUCCACCACAUCAAAAAGACCCACCGUCCCGGGUUAAGGAGUCGUUUCCUGGAUCUGAUUUCGCCACCACUGACCAGAAAGACGACUACGAGGACUCUCCUAAAUUAAACUAUUUGAAUAAGUACACGUUCGACUCUUCUCUCGGCUCGAGUAACAAGAAACCUAUCAUAGAAUCUACACCAAGUAGACCACCAUUCGUUCUUCCAGUGAGGACAAGAUCGAAGAAGCCUUCAUCUACGAGUUCGAGGCCGUUCGAUAAACUGCCACAGCAACAUGCACCAAAUACUAGAGCACCAGGAUACACUGGACCGUUAUUGAAAGGUUCUAGACCGAGCAGACCCAAUCGGCCACCGUAUAGGAGAGAAUCCAUAUCCCAUAUCGAGGAGCAAACCGCGGCUGCGAACAGUACGAUUUUAAAUAGAUACAGCCAACCGUACGAUUUGGAAAUGGACGCGACGUCGAGGCUACAAAACGGCGGCUUCGACGACGAAUACCAAGAACCACAGAGGCGUGUCAAUUACAAUUACCAUCCGAUUAUCGAUUUUUUCAGGCCGGAAGCGAUGAUGUUACAAUCGUCGGAGGCCUCGUCGACAUCCGAUCAGAACAAUUCCAACUCGUGGAAACCGUUGAUAGCGUCAUGAGCGUCGUUUCGCUUUUAUCCGGAGUACCUGAUUCGUUUCUUUCUUUUGCAAGGAAUCGAAAUUAUCGAAUGUUGAUCGUGUUUCAAUCGACCAUGCAGAUAGUAUUAUAAAGUAGAUAUACUAUUAUAUAUUUUGUCUUGUAGUUUCCUAGUUUAUUCCAUAAUCGUUAGUAUCCUCCAAUUUCUAUUCGUCCAUCACUAUACUUUUCAACAGAAAUCAUCAAGUUUCAGUAAGAAUUUACAGAAUCUGGUUUUUUUUGCUAUAUACAAAAAAAAAAGAAAAAAGAUAAUCGAUAAAAAUUUGUAGAUAAAUAUUAAAAGGUACGUAAAUAAAAAUAUUUAAAGUCAUUGUUAUUUAUUUCUCGACGUGACGCUACAGUAAUAAGUUAGAAAAAAUACAUAACAGUGUUAAGAAAUAAGAAUGUUUAAUCCAAUUUUGUUAAAAAUAUACUUCGUUAUGUACACAAUAUAGUGAAAUAAAUUGAACAGAGGAUACUAACGCAAUGCUUAAAAUUAUGGUAGCGGAUGUUUAACGCCUACGUUUAAAGUAUUACAACCACAAAGUUGGGCAGGUGCAAUUGCAAACACGUUACCAUCAAGUAACGUAGCGCGAAGUUUUGUGUAUUUAUUAUUCUGUACGUGUAUUAUUAUUUAUAGAUUAUCGUUAAUAUAGCGACAUUAACGUAAAAUAUCGUUAGAGAGAGAUGGAUUUUUAUGUUUCGCAAAUAAAUAAUAAUAGUGACUUGCAAAUGAAUAAUGCAACAGUGAUUCGAUCAUAACUUCUUGUUGCAGGUUCUUUACUUAACAGGAAUGA